UUUUCAUAACCUGUCAAGUUUUUUUUACUGAUAUUCGGAGUAAAGUCUAUAGCAGCCGCCGGUUCCAUAAUAUCAAAAUAGGCGCUCCCAAGUCGAAAAUUACCGUGAAAACUAAAAAAUUAGCAUAUAAAUCAUAAAAUAUGGCGGCAUUGGAUCCAACUUUUGUGAACAUAAAUGACAAUGACGAAAAUAAAGAAGUGAAUGAAUGGAUACGUUUUGGUAUGCGACUGGCAGUUAGCGCUGCACUACAUCCAUUUGAAUAUUCAAAGGUGCUUAUCCAGUUGGGCUAUGAACCCAUACCGGCACGUCCUGGCACAUCGCUUUUGGGCAAGCCAAUUAUGGUGUUGCCCAAUAUCUUCCAAUACGCUGGUUACAUCAGGAAAAUGGAUGGUUUCUAUGGUUGUUAUCGUGGUCUUGCGCCCAAAUUGGUAGGAUCCAUUGUGAGCAUGAUUUUCAGUGAGAAAAUUGCUGAUAGGGUGGGACUGCCAGCAAUCGAUGAUAAGGAUAAGGACGACAAUGACCUCACCGAUGAAGAACUUUACGUACAAUUUAAAGUGAACCUCAAGCGUGAUGUUGUGCUUAGCGUAUCAGGCAUUAUUGUCUCACAUCCGUUUCAUGUAAUUUCGCUACGUAUGAUGGCACAAUUUAUCGGCCGAGAAACGCUUUAUCAAUCAAUAUUUGGUUCCAUUAAAGAAAUCUAUAAAACUGAAGGUGUUUUAGGCUUUUUCUCCGGUUUAGUUCCCAAACUGCUUUGUGAUGUAGUCUGUCUGGUGCUCACAAGCACCACGGUGUUUGUGCUUAACAAAUAUGUUAUCAAAGACAAAAUUGGCAGACAGUAUAAUGCCGGAUUCGUACAAUUUGCAUUUUCAAGCAUUUUGUAUCCGUUCCAAGUGGUUUCUACAUGCAUGUCUGUGACAGGUUCACGUUUAAUGGCUGGCCGCCCACCAGUGAUGCCUGAAUACAACAACUGGGUCGAUUGUUGGAAUGACUUGCAAGCGCGUGGUGAACUUAAGCGUGGCACAUCAUUGUUUUGGCGUUCUGUUGGUGGCUCAUCAAAGCUUGUUAAUGCUGGACGCCGCGCUGAAUUUGCGCCUCUACCAACGAUUGCAAAAUACCAAUAAGCCGAAGCAUUACAUUAUAUCCCCCCCCCUGAACAACGAUGCAUUUUGAAAUACAAUAUUUCACCGUUGACUAUCAACACAAUUAGUAGAUACCUAACUGCAUUUUGGUAAUAUUAUUUUUUUUUUUCUUUUAUGGAAAUGUGAAGCUGUGGAAAAUCACAAACAAGUGCGACAGCAACAUGUUGCAACCAAUUAUUGCUUUUACUUUCCUGAACUCAAAUUAAUGUAAACCGUCUGUUGAUUGUAAAUUAAAUUAAAUUAAAUGAACUUAGUUCGCUAAUUUUUCAAUA
Messenger RNA from Zeugodacus cucurbitae (melon fly), 1411 nucleotides. It is a transcript of the gene Mtch, whose product is annotated as mitochondrial carrier homolog 2. The record is from RefSeq and is a predicted model, not a curated record. The transcript has 5 exons. The coding region runs from base 141 to 1121 and encodes 326 amino acids. NCBI's taxonomy places the organism in Eukaryota, Metazoa, Arthropoda, Insecta, Diptera, Tephritidae.